Penicillium soppii is the source of this 549-nucleotide messenger RNA. RefSeq lists its product as uncharacterized. The record is from RefSeq and is a predicted model, not a curated record. The transcript has a single exon. NCBI's taxonomy places the organism in Eukaryota, Fungi, Ascomycota, Eurotiomycetes, Eurotiales, Aspergillaceae. The coding region runs from base 1 to 549 and encodes 182 amino acids.
AUGGCGAAGGCAAAAAAUGACACCAAUACCACCCCAAACAAGUUCAUCACCGAACGCGAAGUCAGCGGCGAGCGACGAUCUAUCCGCCACUACAAUGAUGGACGUGUUUCAUCACGCAGGAAUUCCCAAACAUAUCUCUCCAAUUCCCUCUCUCGAAGCACGAGCAGUGCAAGUGUGGACCGAGCGAAGAAAGAUACCUUCCGUAAUCCUUCAGCCAACUCUCGAGCCUCUUCGACUACCCCCUCAGCAGUGGGCAAUGCAGAAGGCCCCGAAACCUCCUCCGUAGUUGAAGCACUCACCAUCCUCGAUCCUAGAUCAGACGCACAGAAAAUUUGCCACCCCUUCGAGACCACCGGAUCAGAGACUGAGACCAUCACAUUACGACAGGUCGGGCGAGCAUCUAGACCAGAUUUGAUGUGCCCCAAAGCUAGUAUUGGUAGUGGGAGUGUCCAUGAUCGUGUAGUAAAUAUUGAGACGAAUCUCAAGAAAUUUGAGAAGACUUUCUUUGGUAGUAUUGCCGAGAAAGAGGAAGAAGAGAAAGAGCAAUAA